CGCAACCCACAUUAAAACAAACAGAAACCCCAAAUAAGCUUUCAGGACAGAACUGGUAGCGGCCACCACUGCGAUUCAGACGUAAGAAAGGACUCUUGGUUUUAGUUAAACCUGUCAGAUCCUGUCAUGGCUAUUACUGCAGUCCUUCUGCUGAGCAGUCUUGGCUUUUUGGCAAUUACUGCUCAAGCUCAAAACUGUCCCAGACCUCCUAAAGGAGAAAAUAUGGAUUUAAAGGGCAAUGACAUUCUUCUAACUAGUUUUCCAGAUGGGACCACAGUUACUUUUGCCUGUAAUAUUGGAUAUGAGUCUGCAGGAGGGUCCCCACGUAUUACUUGUACUGCUGGAAGUUGGAGCCCUCUGGGGUUGAAAUGCCAAAGGAAGAACUGUUUCUCUGUGGAAGACGUUCAAGAUGGACAGAUUGAAUAUCGUCCUGGGACUGAAUUUGGUGAUACAGCAGUGCUCAUUUGUAACAUUGGGUAUAUGCCAGUUGGUGGAGGAGAACUCACUUGUGGAAGCCAAGGGUGGACGGGCAGGUUGCCUGUAUGUGAAGUGACACAAUGUGAAUCACCCCCUGUAGUACAAGAUGGCUCUUUCAGUCCAAAUAAAGAUCUCUAUGAAUAUAAUGAUGUUAUAGAUUACACCUGUAAAAAGGAUUAUACAGUUGUUGGAUCGAGACAGUUGCAUUGUUCGGAUGAUGGAACAUUCAAGCCUGAGCCUCCAAAAUGUAUCAGUACCGCUCAAAACUGUCCCAGACCUCCUAAAGAAGAAAAUAUGGAUUUAAAGGGCAAUGACAUUCUUCUAACUAGUUUUCCAGAUGGGACCACAGUUACUUUUGCCUGUAACACUGGAUAUAAGUCUGCAGGAGGGUCCCCACGUAUUACUUGUACUGCUGGAAGUUGGAGCCCUCUGGGGUUGAAAUGCCAAAGGAAGAACUGUUUCUCUGUGGAAGACGUUCAAGAUGGACAGAUUGAAUAUCGUCCUGGGACUGAAUUUGGUGAUAAAGCAGUGCUCAUUUGUAACAUUGGGUAUAUGCCAGUUGGUGGAGGAGAACUCACUUGUGGAAGCCAAGGGUGGAUGGGCAGGUUGCCUGUAUGUGAAGCAGGUGAUCCAGUGACACAAUGUGAAUCACCCCCUGUAGUACAAGAUGGCUCUUUCAGUCCAAAUAAAGAUCUCUAUGAAUAUAAUAAUGUUAUAUAUUACACCUGUAAAAAGGAUUAUACAGUUGUUGGAUCACGACAGUCGUAUUGUUCGGAUGAUGGAACAUUCAAACCUGAGCCUCCAAAAUGUAUCAAGGUUGAAUGUGAAGAUCCAGAGAUUUCAUUUGGACAGUUGAGUAGCGGUGCUCGACCUCCAUAUGGAUACUUGUCUACAGUCACAUUACAGUGUAACGCUGGAUACACAAUGAUUGGAUCCGCUACUGUGACGUGUGAGCUAAAUGGUCAGUGGUCACCUGGACUUCCUCAGUGUAUUCGUAAGUCAAAAAUUAAAAUAAUUAUUUGUAAGUGCUGAGCUCAAGCAUGAUCUCUUUGCUCUAAGUGCAACUUCAACCCCAAUUCUGAGCCUAAGUCCUCCUGCUGCAUAUUUAUGAAAAGUGCAAAAAAGGCAGGUAAAUGAAGACUACGGGGUCCUGGCCAGUGAUUUUCAGCAAAAAGUGGAGAGUAUUGCUGAAUGGCACUUUACCUCUACUAUGAGCAUGAAUAUAUGCAUGGAUCUUGGCAGCUAAUAUUUUAUUUCUUGCAUCAUUAUAUUUCAGUAAUGUAAAGACACUUAUUGAAUUACAGCAUUAAAUUAAAGAACUGACAACAGAAGAUUUUUACCAUAUUUACAUAGAUCAUUACUCAGCGUUUUUUUGAGUGCAUGUCCAGUGCUAGCUUUGAAUUAAAAACUGUUUUUCUCACUGUAGGGACAACACCAGGAACCAUUCUUUUUAUUUAUAAGCAAACAUCAGGUUUGGCUUAAACAUUGCUUUCAAAGCAGAAAUUAUGUGGUCAAAGUUGCUCCAAGACUCUAAGUACAGUAACUAACUAAACUAAGUGAAAUAAUACAGCAUAUUACAAGGUUAUAAAAUAUAACAAAAUUGCUCUAAUAAAUACAAAUAGCUCUAAUUCUAAUUAUCUCAGCAUAUUACACAAAAUAUAUAGCUAAAACUGACGUGCCUCUCUAAGCAUAUCUAAUCAUAUCAUUUAAUUUUCUCUGUAGAUGAUUUGGUAUUAAAGGUGUGCAAUUACUACAAUGUGUACGUGAAUUUAAUAUGUAUUUUUAAAUUCCAACUUUGCCUUUAUAGCCUCAAUUGGACCAGUCUCCUGGUUAAUGAUAGAUAAGGUCAUUUUGGAUCACUGUAUUGAUAUACAGUUUCCUUUUUGUUUCCCACAAGUUUAAUAUGAAGAGUCCAAAUGAUGAAUAGAAUGAGGAUUUUUAACCUCUGAAGAUAUAGUUAUCGUCAGCAAUGUUAAAGUGUGAACCUGGAUACAUAAUCAAUGCAAACCUUACCGUGACAUAAAAACGUUACUGGUCACCUGGACUUCCUUAAUGUAUACGCAUGUUAUGAAUUAAAAUUGCUUAAGUAUAUGUAGCUUCACUUCUCAAUUGUUGUUAAAAUUUGUAUUAAAUACCUCAGGAGGUUGCUAGCAUAAUAUAGAGAUAAUUUUGGACAAUUCUAGUAAUUUCCAUUCUGUGAAUGUGAAAAUCCUGUGAUUCGAUAUGACUGAAUAAUGGUCUCCUCCUGUCUGUGGUCUUAUUUCAGGGAAGAUCUGGAUAAGUUAAGAAAGGCCCGUGUACCCAGAUAUACAAUAUGAUAUAAAUGGUUUGGCUAUGUGGAGUGUCACAAAAGUCAUCAUAUUUUGUUUUAAUUUGAUUUCACAUUGCUGCAUGUGAAUGAUCAUAUAAUGUUCACUUUUAUGUUUAGAAAACACUAUUUGAUAAACAGUUUCCACAAGUUUUUGAACAUUUCUUUUUGCUUAUAAUCACCUGGUUUCAUGUUAAUAUGAAAUCACUCUUUUUUAAGUCUCAGUUUUAAACUUCAGGAUAAAUCCAUUAAAUAAAUUUGAAUCUCUGCGUGCUUGCCAAGUAAUUGUGAACAGGGGUCAUGUGGAGGUCAUACAAAAAUGACCUGACAUGUGAAAGACACAUUUAAAGUAUUAAGUUAAUUUGUAAGGAGGUAUUAAGUUAAUUUGUAAGUUUAAAUGUCCAUUUACACUUAUGAUUAAAGUUUGUAUUUAAAUACAUUUGAUUCCAGACAGUUUAGUACGAGUUGCACUUUCUCUUCUGUAGGUUGUUUUAAAUGUAAAAACAA
Molecule: messenger RNA, 3292 nt
Organism: Maylandia zebra (zebra mbuna)
Lineage: Eukaryota; Metazoa; Chordata; Actinopteri; Cichliformes; Cichlidae
Source: RefSeq, a predicted model, not a curated record